Molecule: messenger RNA, 961 nt
Organism: Folsomia candida
Lineage: Eukaryota; Metazoa; Arthropoda; Collembola; Entomobryomorpha; Isotomidae
Product: superoxide dismutase [Cu-Zn]
Exons: 4
Coding region: 132-794 (220 amino acids)
Biological process (GO): removal of superoxide radicals
Molecular function (GO): copper ion binding; superoxide dismutase activity
Source: RefSeq, a predicted model, not a curated record
GACGCUCACCAACAUUUCUUGUUGAUCACUUGCAUUACAACCACCUUCAACUCUGUCACUUUGAGAUUCCGUCUCAAGUUUUCCUACACAAAAAAAUCUCAUUUUCGCUACUAUAUUUUUUUCUAAAAAUCAUGGGAAACUUUUUGGGAUUACUGGUAAUUAUGACCAUAUUAUUGGCAAGCUCUGGUUCUGCUUGGAGACAUAAGCGUCAGGUCGUCAUCCAGCAGAGACAACCAGUAUCCGACAGAUCUGUGUAUGCUAGAAGAAAUUUUGCCCAACCGGACGUGGUUAGCGAUAUUUAUGAAGUCUACGUGGGGUCGUCCAAGGUUCCAGCCGUUAUGCGUUCGGCAGUGGCAAUCCUCAAAGGGGACAAAGGGGUUGAGGGGCUAAUUGUCUUGACGCAAGAAAGACCCGACACUCCCGUCUUACUGAAUGGAACCGUAACAGGUCUGACCACGGGACUACACGGAUUCCACAUUCAUCAAACUGGAAAUUUAACAAAUGGUUGUAUUUCGACUGGUCCACAUUUCAACCCUUAUAUGCAACCACACGGUUCACCAAGUGACAGAAAUCGACACAUUGGAGAUCUUGGUAACAUUGAAGCUAUGAAUGGGGUAGCUAAUGUCAGAGUUAUGGAUCCACUGAUUUCAUUGACGGGUGUGAAUUCAAUCAUUGGGAGGGCUAUAGUUGUCCAUGAAAAGGAGGACGACCUAGGACGAGGGUCAGUAGAUGACAGUCUUAAAACUGGCAAUGCUGGUGGGAGGUUGGCAUGUGGUAUCAUCGGAUUGGCCUGAUAACCUGAUAUUAUUCUCUCAAAGUCGUUACGGACAUAUGUACGUAUGUAAUGGUACUUGCCUCCGACGUGUAAGCAUAAUUUAAACCUUUUUACCAUCAUUAUGUAAUAACUUGCAACUGAUCUGAACUCUGAAAAUGAUAAAAUAAAGAAGAUUUUUGAAGAGUU